CGAAUUUAUUUCAGGAAUGAGGCGAUCGUGGAAGAGGUCCUUCCAUGAAUCACGGUAGUGUGAGUUUUGUGUCUGCUGGUGGUGCCGGCAGCCAAGAUGAUCUCUGCAUUGUGUGUGGCGCUGUGGCAACCCAGGACUGCUCCGAAAAAUCGCAUGCUACCUCAUCAUUGUUACCAGCGUCGAAAAGAAGUUUAUCUGACAAAAUUGGCGAAAUCCUAGCAGAAGACGACGUCCAUGUCGAUCUUUUUGCGGAAGCUUUGUUGUGUGGAAAAUGCUACGACCUAGUAACGCAGGUUGACACAUUAGAGUCUAUGGUACAAAAUGCAAAAUCAGAACUGCGCGAGCUGCAUUCAAACAAAGCUCAGAACGCCUCAACUUACACGUCAAUGGCUGCCGUUUAUGAACCGGGUGUGCUCGAUUAUCAUCGGAAUAAAGUCGCGAAAUCGGAAGAUCUCUCGUCGUCGAACGAUAAUCGAGCCUUCACGGCCGAGCAACUCGGUGGUAAUCUGCGAGUCAUCAGCGGAAAUUUCAUAGCUGUCAAUGGCCUCGGACAAUUUUCUAACGUCUCGGACAACACUCAUCAGUUCGUGAUUAACGACCAGGGAAUUCAGAUCCCUGUUGCUUCCGUCGGAACUGGAACCCGGAGUGGAGAUCAACCAUGCUUUCAACUUCCUCGCCAAGCUAGUGUAUUUCGUCCGUCAUCCAUUUCUUCGCCGGGUCCGUCUUCUGCUAACAGUCAAAUUAAGAGCUCAAGUCCGCAUGGAUCCGCUUCAGAGUAUUCCGUCGUUCCGAAGGUUGAAAAUUCGGACUCCGAUUUGAGCAAUUUUAGUGCACAGCAGAAAGUUACUAUUGUGCGACACGUUCCAGGCAGCGACGCUGAGUAUCCUUCGCCUAGCAAAACAGCUAAAAAAGAGGCCCACGUUGAUCCCAAGCGGGGAGUCGUGAGAGGAGCCAGUCGGGGAGGAAGAAGCUCUCAGCCGGCGGAAGGCCGAAGUGCCCGGAAAGUGCACAAGUCUAAGCCACUGGUGGUUUCCCAGGCUGCCGCGGCUGGUGAUAGUACAAGCCGCUUGUCCGCCGAUUCUCCGUCGCUGAGGGCGGGUGAUAGAGUUGUGAUCGAGCAGCCGUUGCGAUCCCCGGCGAGGGUUAUUGUGGUCAAUUCUCUGGCGGCGGCCGCGAGUUUCGCCAACAACGCCCAGCAUAACUGGGACGGCUUAGCGCAGAUGGAAAUGGAAGACAGCUCUUCCUCAUGGAACACGCGGCCAGUGGAGGAUGGCAAUUGCUUCGUGUGCGGACUGGGGCUUUCGAUGCUGUCGCCAGGGUUCCAGUCGUCUACAGUGAUGAUGGACGCCUCUCGGGUAAUGCUAGACGAGCGUCUCGGUGAUAUCAUCGGAGUCGGGUCCCCGGAACAGCUGCAAAUGAGCAAAACACUCACUUGCGUGCGCUGUGUCUCGCUCAUCAUGCGAGUGGACUUCUUGGAGGUUGAGUUGCCAAAAACUAAGGCCCACGUGCGGUAUUUAUUUUCCAAGAAUCCUCUGAGACUUGCCGAGCAGCUCACUGGGAAUUCAGGGUCGAAACCGUCGCCAUCGUCUCGUCGGCCGCAGAUUCCAUCAUCAUAUCCAUCUGGAUUAAUAAGCGCCUUGACUAAGCCGUUGCAAACUUCCUCCGCAAAUGCAUUGUCGAACAGUGGGAUUUCGAGUCGUUACGCUGAUCAUUCUCCGCCUGAGUCUCCUGGCUCGAGGAAUGAAAGAGGCCCUGAUGCAGAAGAUGAUGUGGACGACGAGGAAGACGGAGAAAGAAAGCGGAAAAGACCGUUACCAGCGAUGAGGCCUAUCGAAGACAGCAAACCCAAUGUCAACGGGAUCGGAAGAUCUGUUAGUGGUGGAGACGACGACGAUGCCGAUGAAAUGCCGAAGAAAGUGAUGCGUCACGACGUUCGUGGAAACGGCGCGUCGAGUCCGGCGCCGUCGAAGACGAGCAGCGUGGCGGAAAGCGACCAGGACGCGCACUAUUCCAUGUCAGGCGACGAGGCCGAGCGCCUGACGCGGCGCCUCAUGUCCGGAGACCUGAACGCGUUUGGGCCGCACGGGGAAUUCGCCGGCCUUGAAUCGGCCAUCGCGGAGCGACUCAAGGCAAACGACGAGGCGGUCAAGUUGGGCAACGCGUUGGACGCCUCCGGAGCGAGUAACAUUCUCAACAGCUUGUCGAGUCUUUCCAGCCUCGUGGGCGCCGACCCGAGUGCGAUGGGGCUGGGCAUGCGCGGAUUUGCCGGUCGGAAUCCCUUGUUGGCCAGGCCUGGCGGCGGGACCAGUGGUGGUGUUGGUGGUGGUGUCGGUGUUGGUGUCGGUGGUUGUGGCAACCUGGUGACGGACGGUCUCUGCGCAGCCGCAGCAGCAGCAGCAGCUGAACAGAACCCUGUCCUGCUGGGCCUCUCUAACCCGUCCGCCCUGAACGCGUCUUUCCGUCACCAGAGCCUGCGCCCGCCCGGGAAACCCAGCGAGGACUAUGCUCAGCUGUCUGCGGGUUUGACCGGUUCCGACUCGCACGCCAAGUGCUGGCUGUGCCACAUGGACUGUCGUACGUACAAGAAGGUCGAGGAGCACUUUAAGAAGGAGCAUCCGGGCGAGACGCCGUUUGUGUGCGACAAGUGCGGCGGGGAGUUCCGGGACCUGAGUUCGUAUCGGAACCACGUUUAUUACGAGAACCGGAAGGAGAAGCUUGCCAAGGGCCAGCUGAAGCCAAAAUCCGGCAGCGGGAGUCUUCCGAUGAUGGUUCCGAAUUCUAGCACAUCCCCUGGACCAAGCAGUAAACUGGGACGUCCGCCGUUUUCAUUAGGCGGAUCACUCGACACCUCCACGCCGAGCUCCACGUCGUCCGGGAUUCUUCGCUGUGAACCGUGCAAAUUGCCGUUUACCUCCGAAACUGCCUUGAAAGACCACUUCGCCAAAGAGCACAACAGCAACGCGGAGGAUUUUCAAAUGUCCAUGGAACAAUACGCGUUGUACAGCCAGGCGUUGUUCAACGCACACAAGGAAUACAUGUUGUCGCAGCAGAAGGAGGCGGCGGCGCAGUUGCAGCGUCAGAUGCAGCAGUUUGGAGUUGCUGCAGCAGCCGCCGUCAACGCGUCUGGGAAAAGCAGCAGCAGCAGUAGUAGUUCAGGAACGGCGGCGUCCAACGGUAGUUUUGUCUGCGACGAAUGCACUGCCCCGUUUAGGUCCAAGGAGGCGCUUUCCAUUCACAAAUUCCAGGAUCAUGGUGCCAAAGACAGCCUUCAGAAAUUGUGA
Notodromas monacha is the source of this 3281-nucleotide messenger RNA. The record is from the annotation of a GenBank genome assembly. NCBI's taxonomy places the organism in Eukaryota, Metazoa, Arthropoda, Ostracoda, Podocopida, Cyprididae.